CACAGCGGGUCCCGAUGAUGCUGUCCAGCCCGCCCGUCGUCAACAUGUUCCAUUUCUCUCUCUUUUUCUCUUGUCCGACUGGGCCGGAGCGAGCGACAUACAGGCCAUGCGCCGCCCGCUCGCAAGAUAUCACUGGACGACCUGAUAGGCAGCCGCCCCACGCCGUUCACUCUCCGAUGACGACGCAUUCGCGAGUGUGCGUCGUGAACACAAAGAAUCUUUUCCAAGCACCCGCCCGCCCUGGUCUUGCAAGCAGGCGCCUUUGGGGAGCUAGUCCAUUUUUCCCUUACCCCGCGUCCCAUUUUUCUCUCGACCCCCCCUCGCCUUCCUCUUGUUUCCUUUCCCCACUCUCAGCCUCCGACUCGACUCUCUCCACUUUCAUUGUACUCUAUCCAAGCAUGAACGGACCCGAUCCCCGACCUUUGCAGACCCCACGCAACACCAUUUGUUGCGUGUAUCCAUAUUGCUCGCCAUCGUUGCUCUGUGUGUGUGUGUGUGUACUGCACAGAUAUUUGGCUGCCUGGGCGAAUGUGGAGAUGAUGACGAUGGAUUUAAUGUUCGGGUCUCUUUCUGGUGCGCGAUGAGCAGUAUCUCUCACUACGCCGGGCCGCCUGUCUGGCCAGCGGCCACAGGCUGGUUCAACUGGGACGCGGCGGCGGGCACGUCAUCUGUCUCACACUCUUACACACCCGCAGACGGCCGCCGGCGCUACGCACCGUAGAACAGAGAACAUCGCUGAUGCGCACCUCACUCCCACACCAGACCAAGUCUUCUCGAGGAUCCCAACCCUCCCCCUCAGUCCUCCAGCAACAGCUUGCAGAGACUGCGCCUCGAUUGCAGGCGCUGGCAAAGGCCAGGCGCGCAUCUCGUUCUCGUUCACGCCCAUCUCUCGUUUGCUGCUGCGAGCGAGCU
Tilletiaria anomala UBC 951 is the source of this 912-nucleotide messenger RNA. RefSeq lists its product as uncharacterized. The transcript has a single exon. Lineage: Eukaryota; Fungi; Basidiomycota; Exobasidiomycetes; Georgefischeriales; Tilletiariaceae. The record is from RefSeq and is a predicted model, not a curated record. The coding region runs from base 15 to 584 and encodes 189 amino acids.